This is a messenger RNA of Patiria miniata (bat star), 3566 nucleotides long. RefSeq names its product 5'-nucleotidase domain-containing protein 3-like. The record is from RefSeq and is a predicted model, not a curated record. The transcript has 15 exons. Bases 28 to 1620 code for a protein of 530 amino acids. Lineage: Eukaryota; Metazoa; Echinodermata; Asteroidea; Valvatida; Asterinidae. Gene Ontology annotation, molecular function: 5'-nucleotidase activity.
CGCCCUCUGAUGAUGAAGUAGAAAUGGAUGACGAUCAAGAUGGCGGCCUCCAUAACAAAUUUCGCGCGGAGAUUUUAUAACACCUGUAGGCAUUUACGGAGAUUUACGUCCACAAUUGGGCUCAGGCCUGUUCGACAACUAUGUACUUCUAUAACGGAUGAUGAUGUUGGGAAACUUAUCACAGAUUCAGAUUUGUGGAACGAGUACAACACAACGAAAGCUUACUGUGAACAAUUUGCGUUAAAUCACUGCAUCAACGUGGAACCCAAGACAGUAUUUGCCAACAAUGAAGUCAAUAUGUCGGACAUUGAAGUGUAUGGGUUUGACUACGACUACACGUUAGCGUGCUACACCAAGCACUUACAUUAUCUCAUCUACAAUCAAGCCGUCGAGAAUCUGGUGGAGAGAAAAAUGUUUCCCCCAGGAAUCAAGAACAUGGAGUACUCGCCAGAGUUUGCAAUAAGAGGUCUGCAUUUUGACACAAAGAGGGGUUACUUGUUGAAGAUUGACGCCUUUCAGCACAUACAGCUUGGAACUGUUUACAGGGGCAAGCAGCCAGUGAGUGAUGAGGAAGUGAGAGCCAGUUACCAAGGAACUCACAUCUCUGAGAGUUUGAUGACUCCGGGGCCGGUGAGUCAUCCCAUAAAGCAACUCAUGGAUCUCUUUGCGAUACCGGAGAUGGCGCUGCUUGCCAAUGUCGCAGAGUAUUUGACGGAGAAUGAAAUAGAUUACGAUCCAGAAUACCUCUUCACUGAUAUUCACAAUGCAGUUAAAGAAGUUCACAUCUCAGGAAUUAUGCACAAAGAAGUUGUGGGAAAUGUUGAAAAAUAUUUGGAGACGGGGACCGGUAUUCCAGAGUACAUCAAGAUGCUUCACGAAGGAGGCAAACAGCUGUUUCUGAUGACAAAUAGUCCGUUCCACUUUGUAGACGAGGGAAUGAAGUAUUUACUGGGCCCAGAUUGGAUCGAUCUCUUCAACGUCAUCAUCACCCAAGCACGCAAACCUCUCUUCUUCCAGGACACAACAAGACCUUUUCGCUUCAUCUACCGCAAGACAGGCAUGCCAUCUUGGGCUCGCGUCACCAAAUUGACAAAAGGCAAAAUCUACUUGCAGGGUAACAUGGAACAGUUUUCCAAGUUAACUCAGUGGGAUCCUUCCACCGUGCUCUAUUUUGGCGACCAUGUUUACAGUGAUCUUGUGGAUCCAUGUCUGAAGAACGGAUGGCGGACGGGCGGAAUUAUCCCGGAGCUAGACGAUGAGAUUGCGAUCUGUAACUCAGUCCCAUUCAAGCAUGCACUGACUUGGCUCGUGCUGCUGCAAGAACUCAUACAGAAACACCAGGUUCAUACAGAUCCUGGUUGCCAGGCAGUUGUGCAGGAAUGGUUGAGAGAAAGAACCCAAGUCAGGAACACAACCAAGUCGUUGUUCAACCCCCAGUUCGGCAGCGUCUUCCGGACCUUCCACAAUCCGUCCUACUUCACCUCUAGGCUGUGUCGUUUUGCUGACAUCUACAUGUCCUGCCUGGGCAAUCUCAACUCCUACUCCUUGACCCACACCUUCUACCCGCGCCGGUCGGCCCUGCCCCACGAGCUGAGCUACAGCAAUGUCUUAGAACUGUAGGGUUAAAUAAAGACAACUGGGAAACAUUUCAAAUCCGAGGUAUUUUAUCGGGUAUAAGUUGCAGGAUUCUGAACAACUUCUCAAUCUUUCAGCAAUGAAGUUAUCAGUAUUGGUGAGUCAAGCAGUUGCUGAUGGACAUUUCCUCGGAAGAUGUCCCGGACAAAUGCAGAGCUUCUUCCGGACAAAGUGAAUGAUUCUACUUGCAACUUGUCCGGGAACUCGUCCCAGAUAAAAGUUGAGAUGGGUCCAAAGCAGAAAAUACAGCUCACAGUAAAUGUUCUUGCUAAAAAAACAGAAAUCGGUAGGGAACCAGUCACAAUCAAUGGCACAUCACCUUUUCUUGUUGCUAAGGAAACUUUUGUGUGUUAAGCAAAUUUGUGUGCUUAGCAGUUUCAUAUAAUUAGCUGUGGUGUAUGAAUGGGCUCUGGGCAUGCAAUAUGGAGAGUAUUGGCCCUCAUAUGAGGGCCAUAUGAGGUUCAUCUAUGACACUACUUUUGAAUAUGAAGUAGGUUGCAAUAAAUGUGAUGUCACAUUUUGCAUUUGCGCCAAAUGUAUGCCUACAUGUACAUCCCUUUUUUUUGACUGCGCUUCCAAGCAACAUGAUGUUACUAUUAAAACAGUGAUUGCGAUGUCAUGAAAAUUCUAUCCAUAGUGAAUAUUGCCUCACCAUAUGUACAUGAGAUGCAGUGAAUGCGACGAAAUUUGUAAUAAAAUAAUGUGCACAAUGCAUGGGUUGCUUGACAAAAGCCUAGCUCCCGUAUGCAAACAGUAAUGUCUGCAUGCUUACCACUACCAGGCUUAGUCAGGCACAGAAUUCAAUGUCUGGCUGAAGUGAAUAAUCUUCUGUGGGGUUUCCUUGAUAUGAAUAACAAAUGUUACUGGUGCUAGCUAAUAGAAAAUUAAAGGUAUUCAAUUUUAAGUUUAUAUUUAACCCACCGUGUCUUUUAUAUAAACUGUCUCGAAAAUGCUUCAAUGUUGUACUUAUUAGUGGUAUAUCCAAGCUUUUGAGCUGGGUAGAAUUUUUUAUCCACUAAAAUUCUGAAUUACUGAACCCCUUAAAUUCCCACCUUUUUUCUGGGGGUGAAAUGAAUGCCCAGUACAGCGAUCACAAAAGCUUAUCAGGAAAUGUAUUUGAAAAUCAAUUCCUGAAGCAUUUUGAUUGAAAUUAACAAAAAAAAAAGAGCCUCCUGCCAAACAUAUUGGAUACUUCACUGAACUUAUGUACUUCUAUGGUGUUUGUAAUGUAUAUAUGGAUAGAUUAAAAAUUUACUGUACAUAAUUGAUCCCUUCUUAAAAUCAAUGCAUGGUUUGAUCUUUGAAGAAUGUAGAUAUUCUUAUGCAAUGUACAAGUGUAGAACCUUGUUUAGCAAUAAUUUGUGGAACCUUUUUUAGCAAUAAUUUGUUAUAUUUUGGUAAUUGUCCUGCAUAAAAAAAUGACCAUUAGCUGCCCUGCCCACACAAAUUGCAACAUGCAUGGAUUUCUGUUGGUUGGUGUUGGAAGCUGGUGUUUUCCAAACUAAAUAUGUAAUAAUUCAAUUAUUCAAAUAUCCAAACUUGUCGGACUUGUGGUGACCCCUUUCUGAUCAUUUGUUACUCUUUUAUUAAUUUGCCCCAAGAUUUAUUCCUUUGACGCUUAGUGUCAAAACAGAAUACAAAGAGGUAUGGAUACCGAGCAAGUAGCAUUGUUUUGCAUGAUUAGUAUCAUACAAACAAUUUGAAUCAACUGUCUUGAUUUCUUUGUUAAUUUAUGCAAGCUUUCAUCCAUUUCAUAAACGUUGUAUUCUACAAGUAAACCUUGUGCAAUAUAUAUUUUUAAAUUUUAUUUUUAACUCUGCUUUUAGUGAGUUACAGUUUUUAGAUAAAAGCUGAAGUUCUAAUGUAAUGGAAAAAGUGUUGAUUGUUGUUGAAUAUAAGUGCCCUGAAGAAAAAAAAAAAGGAAAACACAA